Molecule: messenger RNA, 2538 nt
Organism: Cynocephalus volans (Philippine flying lemur)
Lineage: Eukaryota; Metazoa; Chordata; Mammalia; Dermoptera; Cynocephalidae
Gene: CRTAP
Product: cartilage associated protein
Exons: 7
Coding region: 89-1294 (401 amino acids)
Biological process (GO): peptidyl-proline hydroxylation to 3-hydroxy-L-proline; collagen fibril organization
Cellular component (GO): endoplasmic reticulum
Molecular function (GO): collagen binding; protein binding
Source: RefSeq, a predicted model, not a curated record
GCCUCUCAAGCAUUCGGCCUGCCGCGUCGCGCCGUCCUCCUCUCCGUCCUUUCCUCGCUCCCUUCCUUCCUUCCUUUCGCCGGGCGCGAUGGAGCCGGGGCGGCGGGCGGCUGCAGCCCUGCUGGCGCUGCUGUGCGCGGGCUGUGCGCUGCGCGCCGGGCGCGCCCAGUACGAGCGCUACAGCUUCCGCAGCUUCCCGCGGGACGAGCUGAUGCCGCUCGAGUCGGCCUACCGGCACGCGCUGGAUCAGUACAGCGGCGAGCACUGGGCCGAGAGCGUGGGUUACCUGGAGAUCAGCCUGAGGCUGCACCGCCUACUGCGCGACAGCGAGGCCUUCUGCCACCGCAACUGCAGCACGGGGCCCCAGCCCGAGCCCGCCGCGGGCCUCGCCCGCUACGCGGAGCUGCGCCUCUUCGGGGGCCUGCUGCGCCGCGCGCACUGCCUCAAGCGCUGCAAGCAGGGCCUGCCAGCCUUCCGCCAGUCGCAGCCCAGCCGCGAGGUGCUGGCGGACUUCCAGCGCCGGGAGCCCUACAAGUUCCUGCAGUUCGCCUACUUCAAGGCCAAUAAUCUCCCAAAAGCCAUUGCAGCUGCUCACACCUUUCUGCUGAAGCAUCCCGAUGACGAAAUGAUGAAGAGAAACAUGGCAUAUUAUAAGAGCUUGCCUGGCGCCGAGGACUACAUAAAAGACUUGGAAACCAAGUCAUAUGAGAGUCUGUUCAUCCGAGCUGUGAGGGCGUACAAUGGCGAGAACUGGAGAACAUCCAUCACGGACAUGGAACUAGCCCUUCCUGACUUCUUCAAAGCCUUUUAUGAGUGUCUAGCAGCCUGUGAGGGUUCCAGGGAGAUCAAGGACUUCAAAGAUUUCUACCUUUCCAUAGCAGAUCAUUAUAUAGAAGUUCUGGAAUGCAAAAUACAGUGUGAAGACAACCUCACCCCAGUCAUAGGAGGCUAUCCAGUUGAGAAAUUUGUGGCUACCAUGUAUCAUUAUUUGCAAUUUGCUUAUUAUAAAUUGAACGACCUGAAGAAUGCGGCCCCUUGCGCGGUCAGCUACCUGCUCUUUGACCAGAACGACAAGGUCAUGCAGCAGAACCUGGUGUAUUACCAGUACCACAGGGACAAAUGGGGCCUCUCAGAUGAGCACUUCCAGCCCAGACCAGAAGCAGUUCAGUUCUUUAACGUGACUGCACUCCAGAAAGAGCUGUAUGACUUUGCUAAGGAAAAUCUAAUGGAUGACGAUGAGGGAGAGGUUGUGGAAUACGUGGAUGACCUUUUGGAACUGGAGGAGACUGGCUAGUCCACAGCAACCAAAGAGACUUCCUCUCAACAUUCAGGAAACAGAUUCUUUGUCCUCCUUUUCCCAAAAGCCUAGGUUGUUGAUACCUCAAAACCUUCCCUAUACUUUAUAAAGUAAAAGGGAAGCCCCAUCUCUCUCACUACAUGUAACCAGAAGUGAGCCUGCCUUCCUUGUGUUCACACCCGCCUUCCCUGUGUUCACACCUGUCUUCCCCAUCUUCACACCUAUCUUCCCAUCUUCACACCUGUCUUCCCCAUGUUCACAUCUGUCUUCCUACCUUCACACCUGUCUUCCCCAUGUUCAUGUCUUCUCCAUGUUCACACCUGUCUUCCCCAUGUUCACGCCUGUCUUCCCCAUGUUCACACCUGUCUUCCCCAUGUUCACACCUGUCUUCCCCAUGUUCAUAUCUUCUCCAUGUUCACACCUGUCUUCCCCAUGUUCAUGCCUGUCUCCUCCAUGUUCACGCAUGUCUUCUCCAUGUUCACAACUGUCUUCUCCAUGUUCACACCUGUCUUCCCCAUGUUCACGCCUGUCUUCUUCAUGUUCACAACUGUCUUCCCCAUGUUCAUGUCUUCUCCAUGUUCACACCUGUCUUCUCCAUGUUCACACCUGUCUUCCCCAUGUUCACACCUGUCUUCCCCAUGUUCAUGUCUUCUCCAUGUUCACACUUGUCUUCUCCAUGUUCACACCUGCCUUUCUUGCCAUUUUGGUUUGAAGACAGUUUGUUUGUUUUUCCCCAGAAAAAUCAGUAUUAUUUUUUAAAUAACAAAAGCACUCCUAAAAGAUGAUAAUUGUGAGAACCUACUUUGGCCUCUCUGCUCUUCUAGAGUUUAAUCUCCUUUCUCCCCAUUCAGGAAAGAUGGUCGAAGACAAAGGCUAAAAACUUCUUCAAGCCUCAUGAUGGUCUUCGCUUGGUCUGACCUGUACCAAUUCUGGCACCAAUUGAAAAACAAGUUGGGUAGAGGUGUACAGUACAGAAAUGUGGCUUUUGCUCAAUAAUUUUGCAUCUCCAAAAUCUUACAAUGGUUGGCUAAUCCCAUUUGAGAACAAUGCUCACUUAUAAGUCUCAGAAUUGGAAAUAGAAGAAAAGCAGAGGGUAUCUAGUUUCAUGCAUUCUUUUAAUACAUAUUUAUUGAGUUCCUACUCUGUGCUAGGCAUUGCACUGGAGAUUCUGCACAGAAUAACAGGAAAAAAAUCCCUGCUCUCACAGAACUUACAUUCUACAGGGAGACAAAAGCAACAAA